This is a messenger RNA of Hippopotamus amphibius kiboko, 3470 nucleotides long. RefSeq names its product septin 6 (gene SEPTIN6). Lineage: Eukaryota; Metazoa; Chordata; Mammalia; Artiodactyla; Hippopotamidae. Gene Ontology annotation, cellular component: septin ring; cell division site; septin complex. Gene Ontology annotation, molecular function: GTPase activity; GTP binding; molecular adaptor activity. The transcript is spliced from 10 exons. The coding region runs from base 81 to 1385 and encodes 434 amino acids. The record is from RefSeq and is a predicted model, not a curated record. Gene Ontology annotation, biological process: cytoskeleton-dependent cytokinesis; cilium assembly.
GUCGGAGGAGCUCCGCUGUUUCCUGUGCUGUAGCUCCAGUUGCGGCGGCGCCUGUGGCAGCCCUGGCGGACGCAGGAGCGAUGGCAGCGACCGAUAUAGCUCGCCAGGUGGGUGAAGGUUGCCGAACUGUCCCCCUGGCUGGACAUGUGGGGUUUGACAGCUUGCCCGACCAGCUGGUGAAUAAGUCAGUCAGCCAGGGCUUCUGCUUCAACAUCCUGUGCGUGGGAGAGACAGGUUUGGGCAAGUCCACCCUCAUGGACACCCUGUUCAACACCAAGUUCGAGGGGGAGCCAGCCACCCACACACAGCCAGGUGUCCAGCUCCGGUCCAAUACAUAUGACCUUCAAGAAAGCAACGUGGGGCUAAAGCUCACAAUUGUUAGCACAGUGGGCUUUGGGGACCAGAUCAACAAGGAGGACAGCUACAAGCCCAUCGUGGAAUUCAUCGACGCCCAAUUUGAGGCCUACCUGCAGGAGGAGCUGAAGAUCCGCAGGGUACUGCACACUUACCAUGACUCCCGCAUCCACGCCUGCUUGUACUUCAUCGCCCCCACGGGUCAUUCCUUGAAGUCUCUGGACCUAGUGACGAUGAAGAAGCUGGACAGUAAGGUGAACAUCAUCCCCAUCAUUGCCAAAUCAGAUGCCAUUUCUAAGAGUGAGCUAACAAAGUUCAAAAUCAAAAUCACCAGUGAGCUUGUCAGCAACGGAGUCCAGAUCUACCAGUUCCCUACAGAUGAUGAGUCGGUGGCAGAGAUCAAUGGAACCAUGAACGCCCACCUGCCGUUUGCUGUCAUUGGCAGCACAGAAGAACUGAAGAUAGGCAACAAGAUGAUGAAGGCGCGGCAGUAUCCCUGGGGCACGGUGCAGGUUGAAAACGAAGCCCACUGCGACUUUGUGAAGCUGCGGGAGAUGCUCAUCCGGGUGAACAUGGAGGAUCUGCGGGAGCAGACCCACAGCCGCCACUACGAGCUGUAUCGCCGCUGCAAGCUGGAGGAGAUGGGCUUCAAGGACACCGAUCCCGACAGCAAACCCUUCAGUUUACAGGAGACGUAUGAGGCCAAAAGGAAUGAGUUCCUAGGGGAGCUCCAGAAAAAAGAAGAGGAAAUGAGACAGAUGUUCGUCCAGAGAGUCAAAGAGAAAGAAGCUGAACUUAAAGAGGCAGAGAAAGAGCUACAUGAGAAGUUUGACCGUCUGAAGAAACUACACCAGGAUGAGAAGAAGAAGCUGGAGGAUAAGAAGAAAUCCCUGGAUGACGAAGUGAACGCUUUCAAACAGAGAAAGACGGCAGCUGAGCUGCUCCAGUCCCAGGGCUCCCAGGCUGGCGGCUCACAGACCCUGAAAAGAGACAAAGAGAAGAAAAAUAAUCCAUGGCUGUGUACUGAAUAGUAUUUCCCGCUACAGCUGGACUGGACUCCAUUUAGCCUUUUCAGCCAAGGUUCCUAUUGUAACUGACAGCUUUCUUUGGGGCACCAGGCAGCUGGGUCCCCUGCCCCUGCCAUGUACUUCCACUUCAAGCCCCACCUCUUCUUUUGAUUUCUGCCUCACAGUCCCACUGGCACUGACCAUGACCUUCUUCUUUUUUAUUUUUGAGUUUUUUUUUUCAGUCACUUUCUUUUGAGACACAAUCAAACAAGGCUGUGCCAAAUUUUCAGGCCUUUUUGAAGUAUUGAGAAUGGGGAGGGGGUUCUCUCGUCAAUAAUAGAUAAUAACAGGAAGCAAAAAGUAGGGGAAAAAAGCAAACGAACGCACAUACUUUAUCUUUUCUUAUUGGCAAAGCAAGAGUGCAGUUUUGAUAUGUAUUGUUUGGUGAGUCACUGAUUGGUGAGUGGCCAGAAGCAAGUAUGAAGGCGGUGCUGCCAAUGCGUACGCUAGUGUCUUGAGAAAAUCCAAGUCACACAGUGGAGCAUUUGAGGAGAUCCUAUGCUCGGAGAUGUAGAAAACAAAAAAGCUUGGAUACUCAGCCAGUAGCUCAGGGAGAUGCUAAGUUAGGGCUGUCAUGUCUCCUUGGGAAAGGCUUCUUUGCAGCUUUGACGUUUCUGUGACCAGUUUCACAGCUGCUUCCCAAGAAUCCCAACCUUAAACAACUAACCGGUCUCCAUUCCCUGGGGUAAUUAUUUGCAUUACAAAUAGGAGGCCCCCUCAUUUGCAUUUGUUUACAGAUUAACUACUUGAGGCUUGAGGAGCUCUGAAAACUUCAAAAGGUAUUAGAGCCACGCAGCCUUUGAGAAACCUUCAGAGACUAGGCAGGAAUUUCGUAUGAAGGGAGACCUUUGGGUCCAGAAGAUAGAUAGGACCCACUUUUUUUGUAAGAGGAAAUUGAGGCCCAGAGAAAUGAAGGGACUUGCCUGAGUCCCCAGUGUUGUUUCGUGCAGAAGCCAGGCUAAAUUCAGUGUCUCCUGAGUCCCGAUGCAUUUCAUUGAAAUGGAUUCAAUCUGUUCAUGUAUGUUCCUGGAGACAAGUCUUUUGAUGUUCAGGAGAAAAUCAAUAGUUAGUAUUAGAGAGCCUUUGAGGGUUUUAUCCCGUAGAAAAAUAUUUGAGGAUGGGGUGGGCAGGGAUGGGCAAAGCAGAGGACUCUAGGCCAGCUUCUGACAAUAGGAGUCACAGGCACCUGUUGGGUGCUCAGCUUUCAUGGGAGUCUGGAAUGCGGCAUGUGGAUGCAGAUGUUUAACAGGUGCCCUAGAUGAUCCUUGUCAUCAAGGAAGUAUGGUAAACAAAAAUCUCCCCUGUGAGUGAGUACGAGACUUUUGGAAAAUCAAUCAAGGCUAUUAAAAGAAUUAAAAUGCUUAUUUUAUUGGGUGGCUUGUCUCACUGUAGACAGAAAGCUUUUCUUCCGUCUUCAGUGAAAAGACUUUAAUGAGUACAAUUGUUACUAUUUUUAAAAUAUACCCGAAGUACUCUGUUUACUUCUGGUGAAACAAAACCAGUCAUUACAAAUGGUCUGUGUCCUGGCCCACCACCCCCUCUCACCCCAGAUUGGAAUGGAAUGGUUUUCCUGAAAAAUCCGCACGUGUAUACACACACACACACACACACACACACACACCUCGUUUCUCUUAUGUCAAGAAGUUUGCUUUUCCUAGUUGCAGUACAGAUCACUUUUGUUUUUGUUUAUGUUUUUUGUUUUAAUCAUUUGGCAUUCACAUGUGGCUGUUAAUAUGUGCUUGCUUUGUUUUGUUUUUAUUAAAACAAGAAGCUUUAAACUAGUGUGUGGUGUUCUUCAACCUUCUCAGCAGAUUUCCCGGUGGUGAUGGUCCAUCAGUGACCCCAUUUCUCACCUGUCUCCUCCAAGUAUAAUCUGUGCUACCUCACACUGCCCACUUCCCUCACCCUGUCUUACUUUGAAUGUCCUUUUUCUUUGGCUAAUUUCAUGUUUUCUUUCUCUUUCUCUCUCCCUCUCCAGCUUUUUUUAAUCUUGUCUUCAGCAGCUGCACUAAGUCUAAAGGAGAAGACUGCCAUUAUAGAAGAGUUAGG